Molecule: messenger RNA, 1269 nt
Organism: Diabrotica balteata
Lineage: Eukaryota; Metazoa; Arthropoda; Insecta; Coleoptera; Chrysomelidae
Source: the annotation of a GenBank genome assembly
CCGGUUUCCCUAGGAUUUUAUAAAUAAAAUUAAUUCCACAUUGGUAGUAAACACACCAACAACAAAAAUAGAAGUAGUCAAUUUCGUGUAUUUGUUUCCUUGACUAGAUAAAACACAGUAUGUUAGUAAAAGCAUAAAACUUGCUCUACCUUAUAUUAUAAUAAUUGCAAGCUUCAUUUUAACACCAUGGCAUUAACAUUUACUAGAUCCUUUGUUGGAAAAGGUCUGAAGUACUUGUCCAAGUUACAGGAGACGUCUUCAAAGAAGAAAUUGACAUCAGUUUUAAUAUUUUCUGCUCAAAUGAGGUUUAUAUCAACGAUUGAAGUAACGAAAAAUAUCUCCCUCAUUAGCAAUGAAAAGAAAAAUUGUAAAGUGAUCAACCUUGAGCUGAGUGAACCUCAAGAUAAACCACUUAUGGUAAUGAUAUCUUGGUUACUGGCCAAGAAGAAGUAUUCAUAUAAAUAUGCAGAUAUAUACUUAAAACAAGGAUUUGAUGUGCUUAACAUCAACGUGAGUCCUUGGCAAUUCCUCUGGCCCACCAAAGGAACACAGAUGGUGGCCAAAGACAUUGUAAAAUUUCUAGACGUAAAUGCAAGUUAUAGCCCCUUGUUACUACAUGGCUUUUCAGUUGGAGCAUACCUCUGGGGUGAAGCUUUGGUACUUAUGUCUGCAGAAAGGCAAAAAUAUGACCACAUCAUAAAUAGAAUUGUAGGGCAGGUCUGGGAUAGUGCAGCCGAUGUCACGGAAAUACCAGUGGGAUUUCCCAAAGCAGUGUUUCCUAAUAAUUCCGUGUUACAAAAUACACUCAAGCAGUACAUACUGUAUCAUCUAAAAACGUUUGAUAAAACUGUAACUGUCCAUUAUGUAAGGUCAAGCCAGAUGUUCCACACUAACAUAGUGAGAGCUCCCGCUCUGAUGUUUGUCAGUAAAUCAGAUCCCAUUGGGAGUGAAACCUCGAAUAGAAGAGUUACAGAUAACUGGGAAAAUAUGGGGAUGCAGGUUACUUUUAAAACUUGGGAGAAUACACCACACGUUGGACAUUAUCGGGCACACCCUAAAGAAUAUUUAACAGAAUUGAAUUCUUUCUUAGGAUCCCUGAAUAUUCCACUGUCGAAAGUUGAAGAAAAGGUAAAAGCUUCAGCGAAGCUUUGAUGUGAUUUAUAUGUAUACUACAUUUACAUAAAUUUGUGCUGUUUAAUAGUUUAGGUAAUUUUUUAUUUCUAAGAUUAUAUUAUAAUAAAUAUAAUAUAUGCAUUUUUACCCUCCCUA